Molecule: messenger RNA, 2793 nt
Organism: Lontra canadensis (Northern American river otter)
Lineage: Eukaryota; Metazoa; Chordata; Mammalia; Carnivora; Mustelidae
Gene: GDPD5
Product: glycerophosphodiester phosphodiesterase domain containing 5
Exons: 17
Coding region: 109-1941 (610 amino acids)
Biological process (GO): lipid metabolic process; positive regulation of neuron differentiation
Cellular component (GO): plasma membrane
Molecular function (GO): glycerophosphodiester phosphodiesterase activity
Source: RefSeq, a predicted model, not a curated record
AGAACAUCCUCAGGAGUCCUGGUCACAGCCACUGAUACCUUCUUCCAGGAGCCGCCAGGGGCCUCCAUGGGCGCCUGAGGCCUGGGCGCCGGGGCGGCAGGCGAGAGUAUGGUGAGACACCAGCCGCUCCAGUACUAUGAGCCCCAGCUGUGCCUCUCCUGCCUCACGGGCAUCUACGGCUGCCGCUGGAAGCGCUACCAGCGGUCCCAUGAUGACACCACGCCGUGGGAACGCCUCUGGUUCCUGCUCCUCACCUUCACCUUCGGCCUCACACUCACCUGGCUGUACUUCUGGUGGGAGGCCCACAAUGACUACGAUGAAUUCAACUGGUACCUCUACAACCGCAUGGGCUACUGGAGCGACUGGUCAGUGCCCAUCCUCGUGACUACCGCUGCCGCCUUCACCUACAUCGCAGGCCUCCUGGUCCUGGCACUAUGUCACAUCGCUGUGGGGCAGCAGAUGAACCUCCAUUGGCUGCACAAGAUAGGGCUGGUGGUCAUCCUGGUGUCCACAGUGGUAGCCAUGUCAGCCGUGGCCCAGCUGUGGGAGGACGAAUGGGAGGUGCUGCUCAUCUCCCUGCAGGGCACAGCACCAUUCCUGCACGUCGGGGCCCUGGCCGCCGUCACCGCGCUCUCCUGGAUCGUGGCGGGACAGUUCGCCCGGGCAGAACGGACCUCCUCCCAGAUGGCCAUUCUCUGUACCUUCUUCGCCAUUGCGUUUGCCUUGUACCUGGCACCUCUCACCAUCUCCUCUCCCUGCAUCAUGGAGAAAAAGGACCUGGGCCCCAAGCCUGCCCUCAUCGGCCACCGCGGCGCCCCCAUGCUGGCCCCAGAGCACACGCUGAUGUCCUUCCGGAAAGCCCUGGAGCAGAAGCUGUAUGGGUUACAGGCUGACGUCACCAUCAGCCUGGAUGGCGUGCCCUUCCUCAUGCACGACAACACCCUACGUCGAACCACCAACGUGGAGCAGGAGUUCCCGGAGCUUGCCCACAGGCCCGCCUCCAUGCUCAACUGGACCAUCCUGCAGAGGCUCAACGCUGGCCAGUGGUUCCUGAAGACGGACCCCUUCUGGACGGCCAGCUCCCUCUCGCCCUCCGACCACAGGGAGGCACAGAACCAGUCCAUCUGCAGCUUGGCGGAGCUCCUGGAGCUGGCCAAGGGCAACGCCACUCUGCUGCUCAACCUGCAAGAACCGCCUCGCGAGCACCCCUACCGCAACAGUUUCCUCAAUGCCACGCUGGAUGCCCUGCUGCGCUCUGGCUUCCCCCAGCACCAGGUUAUGUGGCUGCCCAACUGGCAGAGGCCCUUCGUGCGCAAGGUGGCUCCUGGUUUCCAGCAGACAUCAGGCUCCAAGGAGGCGGCCGCCAGCCUGUGGAGAGGCCACAUCCAGAGGCUGAACCUGCGCUACACUCAGGUGUCCCGCCAGGAGCUCAGGGACUACGCGUCCUGGAACCUGAGUGUGAACCUCUACACGGUCAAUGCGCCCUGGCUCUUCUCCCUGCUGUGGUGCGCGGGGGUCCCCUCCGUCACGUCCGACAACUCCCACACCCUGUCCCAGGUGCCUUCCCCACUCUGGAUCAUGCCCCCCGAUGAGUACUGUCUCAUGUGGGUAACCGCGGACCUGAUCUCCUUCACGCUCAUCAUCGGCAUCUUCGUGCUUCAGAACUAUCACUUGAUCAGGUGGCGCCUGGGAGGCAUACGGAGCUACAACCCUGAGCAGAUCAUGCUGAGUGCUGCAGUGCAUCGGACCAGCCGGGACGUCAGCAUCAUGAAGGAGAAGCUCAUCUUCUCAGAGAUCAGCGACGGCAUGGAGGUCUCCGAUGAGCUCUCUGGGUGCUCAGACCACAGUUACGACACAUACACCACCAGUGCUUCCACCCCUGCGGAUCACCGAAGGAGUGGCAGCCACACCAAGACUCUCACGGACCGGAGUGGGCGUUAGCUGAAACCCUGUCUGUCCCAGCCUGAACCUAACGUGGAGAUCAGGGAACCCAUAAGAGCUGGCAGAAGCAUGUCUGCAUGGGGAGUGCCCUGGGAGCUGGCUCCACCGCCUCCUCAUUGGCUCCAGCCCUCUGUCAGCCAUGGCCUCCCCUGGGGGGGGCUCCCCUCUCUCCUGAGGCCCACUUGGGUCAGGACUCCAACCUCGCAGAUGCCCCUGCAGGCCUGGGGCUCCUUCUGGAAAGUUUGGGGCCUGGGGCCUGGCCCUCCCCUGGAGGCCUUCCCUUAUAUCCUGAUCUGGAAGAUUGCUGAGUCACUGGGCUAUGCCCUGGCCCCUGUGGCAGCUGAGAAUGUGGAUGUCCACAUGUCUAUGCUCAGAGGCAACUGACUUCUGCAUGUCUCCUGCCUUGAGGGCCUGGGCUAGGCCUCUGUCCCCAGCAGCUCUGUUCUUCAUGUCAGUCUCAAAAGCACAAGGAUUUUCAGCCCAGGAGGAAAGCCUGCUGCAGUGGUGGAGAAACUCCUCCCCAACCGGCCUCAUACCACCACUGGCCCUGCCCUGGGAGAAGGACCGAGCCAAGUCCCCAGGAGCAGCUAGAGAUGGCCAGAAGAGUAAGCUUAAGGCUACUUUUACAAACCCUGACCUAAGUUUCCAGCAGGUCUCUAGGGCAGAGAGGCACAGAGACCCAAGAGAUCCACAGACUGACACAACCUCAGGUUUCCGCAUCAGUGGCCACAGGGCAGUGGUCACGUGGGAAUAGUGUUCUAGGCAUGGCCAACGGUGGGCAUGUGCCCAAGGAGGUCUAUAGCAGAGCGAGCCUGAGGGCCUUGGCCAAUAUGAUUAAAGCUGCCAUCUUGA